UUUAAAAUAUUUCAUAUUUCAUAUUACAAAUUUUGCCAAAAAUUAUGCCAAGAAAUUAUCGUCCAAGUUUUAAAUCCAUUAGCCGUAUUGAAUUAGAUGAUGGUGGUGGUGGUGGUGGUGGUGGUGGUGAUAAUUUUUAUGACUAUCAUCAUCAUGAUCAUCAUGACCAUCAUCGUCAAUUUGUUCGAAAUGAUGAGUUUUUUCAAUCAUUUCAUAAUAAAUUAAAACGUUUGACCGAUCAAACAACAGAAAUGGCUGAACAUCUACAGAAUAUGACCGAUACAAUAAAUACAAUGGCAUUAUCAUUACAAUAUUUAACUAAUAAUCUUGGUUUAUUCAUGGAUGGAUCAUCACCAUCAAGAAUGAAUAGUACAACAAUUUUGAUUGAUGAUACAAGUCGUACAUUACAAUCAAUUGGUAAUUCUAUGCAUACAUUCAAUGAUACAGAUGUUAUGAUUAAUCGAAAUGAUUCAAUUGAAAAAAUUCGACAACAAUUGAAUGAUGAUGAUGAUAAUCAUGAAUCAUUGUUUAUUGAACCACAACGUUCAUUUAUCAUAUCGGAUAAUGAGGAAGAAGAAGAACAAGAACAAAAUAUAAUGAAUAAAUCAAUGGAUCGAAGUAAUUAUCGAUUCUUUCGUCAUAAACAAAAUAAUGAUAUUUAUUCUAAAACAAAAACACAGCAAUCAAAACCAUCAUCAUCAUCAUCAUCAACACCUCAGGUGAAUAAAUUGCCCAAUUCAUCGACGGAUAACAAAGUUGGUGGCAAAAAACCAUCGAAAAACAAACAACAACAACAAAAAAAAUCCGUUCCAAUAGCCAAAAUGAAUGAUGAUAAUGAUGAUGAUGAUGAUGAUGAUCCAUUUGUAUUUCCAUCCACCACCACCGCCACUAACAGCGAAUCAUCAAAAAAUCGUCGAGGAAAAUCCCGUGCAACUAAAAUAAAUAAUGUCGUACAAACAAAGAAAACAAAUAAAAAACCAGUGAAAAAACGGUGAAUGUGAAUCUUUUUUUUAAAAAAAAAAUUGCUUCGAUUUUAUUUAACCAAAAUUUUCAAAUUUUAAUAAAAAUCAUUUUUUAAAUACACACGUUUGCUUGAGCUCGUUUGUGCAAAAAUCAUCAUCAUCACAAUUAAUAUAUAUAUAUAAAAAACAAGAGAACAACAAAAUUUACAUAUAAAAAAUAUUAUUAAUUAAAUCAAAGGCUUUGUAGUUGAUGAUUCUUGAUUAUUCUUCUCUUUUGAAAUCAUAUCAUCAUCAUCAUUAUCAGUAUCAGUAUCAGUAUCAUCAUCACUAUUAUUAGUAUUUACAACAGUACGAUCCAAACCAACACCAGCUGACAUAAUCUCAUAAUGACAAUCAUCAUCAUCAUCCAUUUGUAAUUGUUCAUCAUAUUGUUGUUGAUGUGGAUAUUGAUGAUGAUGAUGU
Messenger RNA from Dermatophagoides farinae (American house dust mite), 1424 nucleotides. RefSeq lists its product as uncharacterized. The record is from RefSeq and is a predicted model, not a curated record. Lineage: Eukaryota; Metazoa; Arthropoda; Arachnida; Sarcoptiformes; Pyroglyphidae.